UUGGCCAGUCUGGGUCAGCUGUCCUGGCCAUGCUCCCCCCUGGUUUCUGGUGCACUUGCUCCCUGCCAGAGCAGGGGAGCUCAAAAGUCCUUGAUUGAGAGCAAGAACUGCUUAGCAACAGCUAAACAUCAGUGUGUUAUCGGCAUUAGUCUCAUCCUAAAUCCAAGACACAACACUGUGCCAGCUACAAAGAAGAAAAUUUAACUCUAUCCCAGUUGAAAUCAGGCCAGAUCUCCAGAGCUGGUUGCAGUACAUCAGGGCCAGUCUCUGGUUGCUGCACCCUGGGGAGCUGCUCAUGCCCUGCUCAAACAGGGCUGGAGGAGACAGCAAAGAAAGGCCCUAUACCUAUUCCUGCUCUUGGUUUCAUUGCAGUAAUGCUGCCUUUCGGCACUCGUCGAGCGUGGGUCUUCAUGGUCCUGCUCCUGCUUGGUAGCAUCCACUCACUUCUUGCAGCACUGAUUCAGCCUGGUUCAGAACAGAGUGCAGAGGCACCCAGCAAACCUAACAUGACAAUGGAAGGUGUAUUUGUAUCUUUUGUAAGCUUCUUCAGACCAAUGACUUGCCGCCUCAGCAAUGAGCGACUCUUAACUCCUUGUCCUGUAGAAGGCCUGAACAUGUCUGAAUGCUCAAAAAUUCACUGCUGUCCUUUCAAAAUUGGCCAGGAGGAGCAGUGCUACAUGCCAGUGAGAGAUGAUGUGCAGCUGGCAAUUCGAGUGGUUUUGCUUACUGGAGGAGGAUUUUUGAUUUUGGGAUUUCUACCAAUCUGCUGCUGUGCCUUUUUGCAGAGAAGUCCGUGUAUCAAUCCUUUACAAAAGAUAAGCAAAGAAGUACAGAAAAUUGCACGGGAAAAAAGAGCUGGUGGUAAACAGACUCAUGAUGAAGAGAUUCAUCGCCACUUACUGGACUGACUUAAGGAACCAAAAGGACAAAAAAAGACGGAACAUCCACCUGAUCCUGAAGAUCAAGCAGAAGACACCAGGAUUGUUUGGCUGUCUCCUAGAAAAGGACACAUUUUAUUUUAGCACUGAAGUAAUACAAAGUUGUUAACCCUUGAUAAUA
Molecule: messenger RNA, 1059 nt
Organism: Vidua chalybeata
Lineage: Eukaryota; Metazoa; Chordata; Aves; Passeriformes; Viduidae
Product: fmr1 neighbor protein-like
Exons: 8
Coding region: 375-908 (177 amino acids)
Source: RefSeq, a predicted model, not a curated record